This is a messenger RNA of Suncus etruscus (white-toothed pygmy shrew), 6118 nucleotides long. RefSeq names its product chromodomain helicase DNA binding protein 5 (gene CHD5). The coding region runs from base 91 to 5934 and encodes 1947 amino acids. Lineage: Eukaryota; Metazoa; Chordata; Mammalia; Eulipotyphla; Soricidae. Gene Ontology annotation, biological process: negative regulation of transcription by RNA polymerase II; chromatin remodeling. The transcript has 42 exons. Gene Ontology annotation, cellular component: chromatin; nucleus; NuRD complex. The record is from RefSeq and is a predicted model, not a curated record. Gene Ontology annotation, molecular function: ATP hydrolysis activity; DNA binding; histone binding.
CCGGCCGUCCGGCAGCGCGCGGGUUAAGGCUGGCACCGCGCCCGGCGGGAGGGAGGGGGGCGCCCACCUCCCCUCCCCCCCGCGCCGGGCAUGCGGGGCCCGCCGGGCACCGAGGACGAGCUGCUGGCGGCCGAGAUGGAGAACGAGGACGAGAUGUCAGAGGAGGAAGACGGGGGCCUGGGCAGCUUUGAGGACUUCUUUGCUGAGGAGCCCGUGACCCUCCCCAAGAAGAAGAAACCCCGGAAACCCAAGGAAAGCAGGUCCAAGGGGAAGAGGAAGAAGAAGGAGGGGAGCAACGAUGAGCUGUCUGAGGCAGAGGAGGUGCUGGAGGGGAAGUCGGAGAGCGAGGGCAGCGACUACUCCCCAACCAAGAAGAAGAAGAAGAAGCUGAAGGAGAAGAAGGAGAAGAAGGCCAAGCGCAGGAGGAAGGAGGAGGAAGAGGAGGAGGCCGAUGACGGGGGCCUCAAGGAACCCAAGUCAUCGGGCCAGCUGAUGGCUGAGUGGGGCCUGGACGAUGUGGAGUGCCUGUUCUCUGAGGAGGACUACCACACGCUCACCAACUACAAGGCCUUCAGCCAGUUCCUCAGGCCCCUCAUCGCCAAAAAGAACCCCAAGAUCCCCAUGUCGAAGAUGAUGACAGUGCUGGGUGCCAAGUGGCGUGAAUUCAGCGCUAACAACCCCUUCAAGGGCAGUUCAGCAGCUGCGGCGGCAGCGGCAGUGGCGGCCGCAGUGGAAACGGUCACCAUCGCGCACCCCCUGGCCAUCAGCCCCCAGCAGCCGCCCCCACCCAUGCCCAUUCGCAAGGCCAAGACCAAGGAGGGCAAGGGGCCCGGGGUGAGGAAGAAGAUCAAAUGCUCCAAAGAUGCCAAGAAGAAGGGCAAGAAGAAGGCGUCGGGGUUCAGGUUCCGCUUCGGGAGUGCCAGUGGCAAGAGGAAGAAGGGGUCCUCGAGCGAGGAGGACGAGCGGGAUGAGUCGGACCUGGAUAGCGCCAGCAUCCACAGUGCCUCGGUGCGCUCCGAGAGCUCGGCCGCCCUGGGCAAGAAGAGCAAGAGGAGGCGCAAGAAGAAGAGGACGGAAGACGGGGACGGCUACGAGACGGACCACCAGGACUACUGCGAGGUGUGCCAGCAGGGCGGCGAGAUCAUCCUGUGCGACACGUGCCCGCGGGCCUACCACCUGGUGUGCCUGGACCCCGAGCUGGAGAAGGCCCCGGAGGGCAAGUGGAGCUGCCCGCACUGCGAGAAGGAGGGCGUGCAGUGGGAGCCCAAGGACGAGGACGACGAGGAGGAGGAGGGCGGCGGCGAGGAGGAGGAGGACGACCACAUGGAGUUCUGCCGCGUGUGCAAGGACGGCGGCGAGCUGCUCUGCUGCGACGCCUGCCCCUCGUCCUACCACCUGCACUGCCUCAACCCGCCGCUGCCCGAGAUCCCAAACGGUGAAUGGCUCUGCCCGCGCUGUACUUGCCCCCCGCUGAAGGGCAAAGUCCAGCGGAUCCUGCACUGGAGGUGGACAGAGCCGCCCGCGCCCUUCAUGGUGGGGCUGCCAGGGCCGGACGUGGAGCCCAGUGGUCCCCCACCCAAGGUCCUGGAAGGCAUCCCAGAGAGAGAGUUCUUUGUCAAGUGGGCCGGACUGUCCUACUGGCACUGCUCCUGGGUGAAGGAGCUGCAGCUGGAGCUGUACCACACGGUGAUGUACCGGAACUACCAAAGAAAGAACGACAUGGAUGAGCCGCCGCCCUUCGACUAUGGCUCUGGGGAUGAGGAUGGGAAGAGCGAGAAGAGGAAGAACAAGGACCCGGUUCACGCCAAGAUGGAGGAGCGCUUCUACCGCUAUGGCAUCAAGCCCGAGUGGAUGGUGGUGCAUCGCAUCCUGAACCACAGCUUUGACAAAAAGGGGGACGUGCACUACCUGAUCAAGUGGAAGGACCUGCCCUACGACCAGUGCACCUGGGAGAUCGACGACAUCGACAUCCCCUACUACGACAGCCUGAAGCAGGCCUACUGGGGCCACCGAGAGCUAAUGCUGGGUGAAGACAGCAGGAUCCCCAAGAAGCUGGCCAAGAAGGGCAAGAAACUCAAGGACGAGAAACAAGAGAAGCCACCGGACACCCCCAUAGUGGAUCCCACGGUCAAGUUUGACAAGCAGCCUUGGUACAUAGACGCCACGGGGGGCACGCUGCACCCCUACCAGCUGGAAGGCCUCAACUGGCUGCGCUUCUCCUGGGCCCAGGGCACCGACACCAUCUUAGCGGACGAGAUGGGCCUGGGCAAGACGGUCCAAACCAUCGUCUUCCUCUACUCGCUGUACAAGGAGGGUCACUCCAAGGGUCCCUAUUUGGUCAGCGCACCCCUGUCCACCAUCAUUAACUGGGAACGCGAGUUUGAGAUGUGGGCGCCCGACUUUUACGUGGUCACCUACACCGGAGACAAGGAGAGCCGUGCGGUGAUCCGCGAGAAUGAGUUCUCCUUCGAGGACAAUGCCAUCCGCAGUGGGAAGAAGGUCUUCCGCAUGAAGAAAGAGGUACAGAUCAAAUUCCACGUCCUGCUCACCUCAUACGAGCUCAUCACCAUCGACCAGGCCAUCCUGGGCUCCAUCGAGUGGGCCUGCUUGGUGGUGGACGAGGCUCACCGGCUCAAGAACAACCAGUCCAAGUUCUUCAGAGUCUUGAACAGCUACAAGAUCGACUACAAGUUGCUGCUGACGGGAACCCCGCUGCAGAACAACCUAGAAGAACUGUUCCACCUACUCAACUUUCUGACCCCCGAGAGGUUCAACAACCUGGAGGGCUUCUUGGAGGAGUUUGCCGACAUCUCCAAGGAAGACCAGAUCAAGAAGCUACACGAUCUGCUGGGGCCGCACAUGCUACGGCGACUCAAGGCAGACGUGUUCAAGAACAUGCCGGCCAAGACGGAGCUCAUCGUCCGCGUGGAGCUGAGCCAGAUGCAGAAGAAGUACUACAAGUUCAUCCUCACACGCAACUUCGAGGCGCUCAACUCCAAGGGGGGCGGGAAUCAGGUCUCGCUGCUCAACAUCAUGAUGGACCUGAAGAAGUGCUGUAACCACCCCUACCUCUUCCCCGUGGCCGCCGUGGAGGCUCCAGUCCUGCCCAAUGGCUCCUACGAUGGCAGCUCCCUGGUCAGGUCGUCGGGGAAGCUCAUGUUGCUGCAGAAGAUGCUUAAGAAGCUGCGGGACGAGGGUCACCGGGUGCUUAUCUUCUCCCAGAUGACCAAGAUGCUGGACCUCCUGGAAGACUUCCUGGAGUACGAGGGCUACAAGUAUGAGCGGAUCGAUGGCGGCAUCACGGGGGGCCUCCGGCAGGAGGCGAUCGAUAGAUUCAAUGCACCUGGGGCCCAGCAGUUCUGCUUCCUCCUGUCCACCCGGGCUGGCGGCCUGGGCAUCAACCUGGCCACGGCGGACACUGUCAUCAUCUACGACUCGGACUGGAACCCCCACAAUGACAUUCAGGCCUUCAGCCGCGCCCACCGCAUUGGGCAGAACAAGAAGGUGAUGAUCUACCGCUUCGUGACUCGAGCUUCCGUGGAGGAGCGGAUCACGCAGGUGGCCAAACGUAAGAUGAUGCUCACGCACCUGGUGGUGCGGCCCGGCCUGGGCUCCAAGUCUGGCUCCAUGACCAAGCAGGAGCUGGACGACAUCCUCAAGUUUGGCACCGAGGAGCUCUUUAAGGACGACGUGGAGGGCAUGAUGUCUCAAGGCCAGAGGCCAGUCACGCCUAUCCCUGAUGUCCAGUCCUCCAAAGGUGGAGCUUUGGCUGCCAGCGCCAAGAAAAAGCAUGGCAGCACCCCGCCAGGUGACAACAAGGACGUGGAGGACAGCAGUGUGAUCCACUAUGACGACGCGGCCAUCUCCAAGCUGCUGGACAGGAACCAGGACGCCACGGAUGACACUGAGCUGCAAAACAUGAAUGAGUAUCUGAGUUCCUUCAAGGUGGCGCAGUAUGUGGUGCGGGAAGAGGAUGGAGUGGAGGAGGUGGAGCGGGAGAUCAUCAAGCAGGAGGAGAACGUGGACCCCGACUACUGGGAGAAGCUGCUGCGACACCACUACGAGCAGCAGCAGGAGGACCUGGCCCGCCACCUGGGCAAGGGCAAGCGCAUCCGCAAGCAAGUCAACUACAACGACGCGUCGCAGGAGGACCAGGAGUGGCAGGACGAGCUUUCGGACAACCAGUCUGAAUACUCCAUCGGGUCCGAGGAUGAGGACGAGGACUUUGAGGAGAGACCGGAAGGACAGAGUGGACGGCGCCAGUCCCGGCGGCAGCUGAAGAGUGACCGGGACAAGCCCCUGCCGCCCCUUCUUGCUCGAGUGGGCGGGAACAUCGAGGUGCUGGGUUUCAAUGCCCGCCAACGGAAGGCCUUUCUUAAUGCCAUCAUGCGCUGGGGCAUGCCCCCUCAGGACGCCUUCAACUCCCACUGGCUGGUCCGGGACCUGCGGGGCAAAAGCGAGAAGGAGUUUAGAGCCUACGUGUCCCUCUUUAUGCGGCACCUGUGUGAGCCAGGGGCCGACGGCGCGGACACCUUCGCGGACGGGGUCCCCCGCGAGGGCCUGUCCCGGCAGCACGUGCUCACGCGCAUCGGUGUCAUGUCGCUGGUGAGGAAGAAGGUGCAGGAGUUCGAGCAUGUCAACGGGAAGUACAGCACCCCAGACCUGAUCCCCGAGGGGCCCCCGAAGAAGCCCGCCGAGGCUGUGUCGUCCGACCCUAACACCCCAGUGCCUGCCAGCCCUGCCCACCUUCCGCCUGCCCCACUGGGCAUGCCAGACAAAAUGGAAGCGCCGCUUGGCUACCUGGAUGAGAAGGAUCUGGGGGUGCAGAAACUGAAGAGGGGCCCAGACACCCAGGCCCUGAUGAUGCUGGACAGAGCGGAGGCUGAGGACCGGCAGGAGAGCACCGAGGGGAGAGAGCCGGCCCCAGAGGACUGCGGGGAGGAGCAAGAGAAGGGCCCGUCCUCCCCCGAGCCUCUGCCCAAAGAAGAAAUGCUUCCUGAAAAGGAGAAGGUUCUGGACAAGCUGGAGUUCAGCCUUACACACAGCAGGGCGGAUGGCAGCGACUUCAGGCCAGAGGACCCCAAAGUGGAGGAGAGGGAGCCUGUGGAGGCCCAGCAGAACGGCAACAAGGAGGAAGAUGAUGAGCGAAGGAAGGAGGAGAAGACGGGGAAGUUCAAGUUUAUGUUCAACAUAGCUGAUGGCGGCUUCACAGAGUUGCACACGCUGUGGCAGAACGAGGAACGGGCCGCUGUGACUUCGGGGAAGAUCUAUGACAUCUGGCACCGUCGCCAUGACUACUGGCUUCUGGCCGGCAUAGUGACGCACGGAUACGCCCGCUGGCAGGACAUCCAGAACGACCCCCGGUAUAUGAUCCUCAAUGAACCCUUCAAGUCUGAGAUCCACAAAGGCAACUACUUGGAGAUGAAGAACAAGUUCUUAGCAAGACGCUUCAAGCUGCUGGAACAAGCGUUAGUGAUUGAGGAACAGCUGCGCAGGGCUGCGUACCUCAACAUGACGCAGGACCCCAACCACCCCGCCAUGGCCCUCAACGCCCGCCUGGCUGAGGUUGAGUGCCUUGCCGAGAGCCACCAGCACCUCUCCAAGGAGUCGCUGGCGGGGAACAAGCCGGCCAAUGCUGUCCUGCAUAAGGUCCUGAACCAGCUGGAGGAGCUGCUGAGUGACAUGAAGGCAGACGUCACCCGCCUGCCGUCCAUGCUGUCCCGGAUCCCCCCAGUGGCUGCCCGCCUGCAGAUGUCAGAGAGGAGCAUCCUCAGCCGCCUGACCAACCGCGCAGGGGACCCCACCAUCCAGCAGGGCGCUUUCGGCUCCUCCCAGAUGUACAACAACUUCGGGCCCAAUUUCCGGGGCCCUGGGCCGGGAGGAAUUGUCAACUACAACCAGAUGCCCCUGGGCCCUUACGUGACUGAUAUCUAGUGGCCCAAGACUGUCCUCGGCCCAGUGCUCGUGUUCAGCCAAGCCUCAGGAGAGCAGCUGCUGCUGGACAGGAGGACAGUGCGUGGGGGCAGAGAAGGAUGUGCUGCAGUUUGGAGGGGCCACUGUGUCCUCCCCGGAUGGCCGGCGGGUCUCCCCGGUGGUGCGGUGUCCUUGCCGCGGUCUC